AGAUGCCUCCAGGUCUGUGGAAAGGGAACAGUUGAUUUUGGAGUGAGUGGUGGCUUGUCAGUGGCUGGAAGGAUGUGGGGGCCGCGUUGCCAGAAAAGAAAUGGACCUGGCUUGCUUUCCUGGGGUGGGGGUGAGACUGAAUGAGUCUGGCUCCGCACAGGACUGUGCUCCUUUGCUGUGUGUUGACAUGAAACGACAGUCGUGGUUCGGGAAGGUGUGUCUCAGUGCUGUGAGUGGGCGAGAGCAGUCUUGUGUGGCACAGGCUGUUGAGCUGGAGCUGGUGGCGCAGCCGACACCUGGAGGCAGAGUUGUCACGUUUGACGGUUCUGUGACAAAAUAGUCCUGAAGAAACUAGAGGAAUGUUGAGGUUUUUAGAGUCUAACCAGGAGUCCAUUUCCAGUUUGGUCUGUAGUGUAAACUGUGGCAGGUGUCGGGUGGCAGCCAUGGUUUUUUCCGAGUGUGUACUAAAGCAGAGUAGGUAAUAGUGAUGUUUGCCCUGUCUCCUGGACACCUGUUUCUUACACCUGCUGUGCUGCCUUACCCUUGAGCCUUCCAUUAAAUCUAUUCUCUACAUAUUUGCCUUGAGGCAUCGGAGCAGUAGUGCUACUAUACUGUGCAUUUUCCGUGUGUGGGUAAGCUGGAGGUUCAUGGUUUUGGUAAGUAUGUGCCGAAGAUGAAUGGUGAUUAGGUAAAACUAAUUUACAAUUGUUCUGCUGUUUUUUUUGUGUGUGUGUGUGUUUUUAAAAUGUUUGAUGCCUUUUUUUUAUUAUUAUUAUUAAGUUUUGAUCUCUUUUCUAAAGCAAAAACACUACUAUUUUGGGUUUCUAUGUUAAUUGAUCAACUAACACAUUUUUGUGUAAGUUUUAAGUAAGAAGGACCAUGUAACUGAAUAUUAUGUUCUCGACCAGAAUGGCAAACGUUUUCGUAGGGCCAGCUUCCCCCAAGAAGAGCUUCUGUCAUUGUUUCACUACAGGGCUGGUGGCUGCUCUGAUCCUUCAUAGAGUUCUUUCAACUGGGUAGCACGCUGUAUAGGCUUUCUGAUUGCAUUCGGCCGAUGCAGGAACGUCUUUGGCUCCCCUCACCAAAAAAAUACUAUUCCAUAGAUUGUUGGGAUUUUAAUUUCUUACUCAGGGAAAAAAUUACCUAUGCAUGUUCACUUUCGGGGCCUUACCAUCACUCCCUUGAGCAUCUGUGUAUUCCUUAAUAUCUCUUUUAAGCACAGCUCACUAAAAUACUAAUCAUUAGUAACUUCUUCUAGGUGCCAGGGAAAGCUGAGAGAGUCUUCCUUUAAUAGGAAUACAGCAGCAUGCUUUUCCUUCUCUCUGCCCUUGGGGAAGUGCUCCUGAAGGCCUGUAUUAGUUCAUGAGAUUCAUCUAGUUCUCUUAGAACAGUUGAGACAGCAUUGGUCCCGUCCACAGUCUCUCUCAUUGAUAAAAAGAUUUAAAAUUGUAAAGAGUACAUACUUCUUUUUUUUUGGAGCUUCAAUUCUAAUAAAUUUCUUUUCAAUUGGAAAUAGAAGAAGCAGGCUGAUUUUGAGAUUAGUACUAGCCAUGUGCAUACAUUCUGUCUGUGGAUUAAAUCUUUCAAGAAAUGUCCCAUUUCGAUUUUUGCUCAUUUGCUAAUAUGGCACAACUUUCAAACUGGCUUAGUCUGUUCUUAAAGAAAUCUACAGGAGAACCCACUCCCCAAAUAUGGCAUAUAUCUUAUCUCCCCUCAGGCCUCACUGAACCUUGCUAGCCAUAUGCAGAACAGGUGGAACAAUCAAGUUGUUGUGUUUUGCUUUAAAACUGCUGGCCAGCCAGGGCUGGACAUCUGUGAUCAAGAUGAUCCAGGGAUUCAGUGAUGCCGGCGGACCAGCACUCUAUACAGGGUGUCCAAGGCUCACCAUAAUGUUAAUGGAAUACCAGAAUCUUUAAGGGUAUGGUCCUGACCUAAGAUGAGGGGCCAAAUGGCUGAAUUGACAGAGCUGAUCUGUGGCCUUCUUGGAUUAAAACAGUUUUUAAAAGACCACGCCUGACCUAUGAUGCGUGUGUAAAGAAUUAGCAUCCGCCCUGUAGAUCUGCAAGAGAAGGCUACCUCCUGCAGUGCUAUCUCUUGGUGAAUGCUAACUCAGCUCAAGGGCCUUUUGGGGAAAGGACAGUGAAAAACCUCUAGAGAGGUAAGUUUUCCACCCUUCCAACCUCUCUCCAGCUGCAGCUUGCUUGGUGCUGUCAGAAUCUGGAUUUGGGGGGAGUCUCUCUGUAGUGGAACCAGUGACAGAAGCUGUUCUUUAGAAUUUUCAGGAUUGGCUGUAUUCUGCGGUCAGAAUGAGAGAGUCAAGCUGGGCAGAAUCUCUCGCCAAGAGUUCAGGCCUUCAUGGUGAAACAUCUCUUGGAGUACUCCCAGGGCACAGAUUCUAACCUCCAGUACAGCUUGCUGUUAGUCCUGGGCCUCCUCCUGACAGAGAUCGUGCGCUCUUGGUCACUUGCACUGACUUGGGCAUUGAAUUACCGAACCGGUGUCCGCUUGCGGGGGGCCAUCCUCACCAUGGCAUUUAAGAAGAUCCUUAAGUUAAAGAGCAUUAAGGAGAAGUCCGUGGGUGAGCUCAUCAACCUGUGCUCCAACGACGGGCAGAGGAUGUUUGAGGCCGCCGCCGUUGGCAGCUUGUUGGCUGGAGGACCCAUUGUUGCCAUCUUGGGCAUGAUUUAUAAUGUAAUUAUUCUGGGACCAACAGGCUUCCUGGGAUCAGCUGUUUUUAUCCUCUUUUAUCCAGCAAUGAUGUUUGUAUCACGGAUCACUGCAUAUUUCAGGAGAAAAUGUGUAACCACCACAGAUGAGCGCGUCCAGAAAAUGAAUGAAGUCCUCACCUACAUUAAAUUUAUUAAAAUGUAUGCCUGGGUCAAAGCAUUUUCUCAAAGUGUUCAAAAAAUCCGAGAGGAGGAACGGCGGAUUUUGGAAAAAGCUGGGUACUUUCAGAGCAUCACUGUUGGUGUGGCUCCCAUCGUGAUGGUGAUCGCCAGCGUGGUGACAUUCUCUGUCCACAUGACCCUUGGCUUUGACCUCACAGCAGCACAGGCUUUCACAGUGGUGACCGUCUUCAAUUCCAUGACUUUUGCUUUGAAAGUAACUCCAUUCUCAGUAAAAUCCCUCUCAGAAGCAUCGGUUGCUGUCGACAGGUUUAAGAGUUUGUUUCUGAUGGAAGAGGUUCACACGAUUAAGGAAAAACCAGCCAGUCCUCACAUCAAGAUAGAGAUGAAAAAUGCCACGUUGGCAUGGGACUCCUCCCACUCCAGUAUCCAGAACUCACCCAAGCUGACCCCCAAAACGAAAAAAGACAAGAGGGCCGCCAAGGGCAAGAAAGAGAAGGUGAGGCAGCUGGAGUGCACUGCGCAUCAGGCAGUGCUGGCAGAGCAGAAGGGCCACCUCCUCCUGGACAGCGACGAGCGGCCCAGUCCCGAGGAGGAAGAGGGCAAGCACAUCCACCUGGGGAACCUCCGCUUGCAGAGGACACUGUACAGCAUCGACCUGGAAGUCGAAGAGGGUAAACUGGUUGGAAUCUGUGGCAGUGUGGGAAGUGGAAAAACCUCUCUCAUUUCAGCCAUUUUAGGCCAGAUGACACUUCUAGAGGGCAGCAUCGCAGUCAGUGGAACCUUCGCCUAUGUGGCCCAGCAGGCCUGGAUCCUCAAUGCCACUCUGAGAGACAACAUCCUGUUUGGGAAGGAAUUUGAUGAAGAAAGAUACAACUCUGUGCUGAACAGCUGCUGCCUGAGGCCUGACCUGGCCAUUCUUCCCAACAGUGACCUGACUGAGAUUGGUGAGCGAGGAGCCAACCUGAGUGGUGGGCAGCGCCAAAGGAUCAGCCUUGCCCGGGCCUUGUAUAGUGACCGGGACAUCUACAUCCUGGAUGACCCCCUCAGUGCCUUAGAUGCCCAUGUGGGCAACCACAUCUUCAACAGUGCUAUCCAGAAGCACCUCAAGUCCAAGACGGUUCUGUUCGUAACCCACCAGCUACAGUACCUGGCUGAUUGUGACAAAGUGAUCUUCAUGAAAGAGGGCUGUAUUACAGAAAGGGGCACCCACGAGGAACUGAUGAAUCUAAAUGGUGAUUAUGCUACCAUUUUCAAUAACCUGUUGCUGGGAGAGACACCCCCAGUUGAGAUUAAUUCAAAAAAGGAAACCAGUGGUUCACAGAAGAAGUCACAAGACAAGGGUCCUAAAGCAGGAUCAGUAAAGAAGGAGAAAGCAGUGAAGCCAGAGGAAGGGCAGCUGGUGCAAGCGGAAGAGAAGGGGCAGGGUUCAGUGCCAUGGUCAGUGUAUGGUGUCUACAUCCAGGCUGCUGGGGGCCCCUUGGCUUUCCUGUUCAUUAUAUCCCUUUUCAUGUUGAACGUGGGCAGUACUGCCUUCAGCAACUGGUGGUUGAGUUACUGGAUCAAGGAAGGAAGCGGGAACACCACAGUGACUCACGGGAACAAGACCUUGGUGAGCAGCAGCAUGAAGGACAACCCUCACAUGCAGUACUAUGCCAGCAUCUAUGCCCUCUCCAUGGCUGUCAUGCUGAUCCUGAAAGCCGUGCGAGGCGUUGUCUUCGUCAAGGGCACACUGCGAGCCUCCUCCCGGCUCCAUGAUGAGCUUUUCCGAAGGAUCCUGCGAAGCCCGAUGAAGUUUUUUGACACUACCCCCACAGGGAGGAUUCUCAACAGGUUUUCCAGAGACAUGGAUGAAGUCGAUGUGCGCCUGCCCUUUCAGGCUGAGAUGUUCAUCCAAAAUGUCAUCCUGGUGUUCUUCUGUGUUGGAAUGAUCGCAGGGGUUUUCCCAUGGUUCCUGGUGGCAGUAGCACCCCUCAUCAUCCUCUUCGCAGUUCUGCACAUUGUGUCCAGGGUCCUGAUUCGAGAGCUGAAGCGUCUGGACAAUAUCACACAGUCACCUUUCCUCUCCCACAUCACAUCCAGCAUACAGGGCCUUGCCACCAUUCAUGCCUACAACAAAGGGCAGGAGUUUUUGCACAGGUACCAGGAGCUACUGGAUAACAACCAGAGUCCUUUCUUCCUGUUCACUUGUGCAAUGCGGUGGCUGGCUGUGCGGCUCGACCUGAUCAGCAUCGCCCUGAUCACCACCACCGGGCUGAUGAUCGUUCUCAUGCACGGGCACAUUUCCCCAGCCUAUGCGGGUCUUGCCAUCUCUUACGCUGUCCAGUUAACGGGGCUGUUCCAGUUUACUGUCAGACUGGCUACUGAGACAGAAGCUCGCUUCACCUCAGUGGAGAGGAUCAACCACUACAUCAAGACUCUCUCUUUGGAAGCACCUGCCAGAAUUAAGAACAAGGCUCCCUCCCCUGACUGGCCCCAGGAAGGAGAGGUGACCUUUGAGAGUGCAGAGAUGAGAUAUCAAGAAAAUCUGCCCCUGGUCCUGAAAAAAGUGUCCUUCACCAUCAAACCUAAGGAGAAGAUUGGCAUUGUCGGGAGGACGGGAUCAGGGAAGUCCUCCCUGGGGAUGGCCCUGUUCCGCCUGGUGGAGUUAUCUGGAGGCUGCAUCAAGAUCGACGGAGUGAGAAUCAGCGAUAUUGGCCUUGCUGACCUCCGAAGCAAACUGUCCAUCAUUCCUCAAGAGCCAGUGCUCUUCAGUGGCACUGUCAGAUCAAAUUUGGAUCCUUUCAACCAGUACACUGAAGACCAGAUUUGGGAUGCCCUAGAAAGGACACACAUGAAAGAAUGUAUUGCUCAGCUACCUCUGAAACUUGAAUCUGAAGUGCUGGAGAAUGGGGAGAACUUCUCAGUGGGGGAACGGCAGCUCCUGUGCAUAGCGAGAGCCUUGCUCCGCCACUGUAAGAUUCUGAUUCUAGACGAAGCCACAGCUGCCAUGGACACAGAGACAGACUUACUCAUCCAGGAGACCGUCCGAGAGGCAUUUGCCGACUGCACUAUGCUGACCAUUGCCCAUCGCCUGCAUACAGUCCUAGGCUCUGAUAGGAUUAUGGUGCUGGCCCAGGGACAGGUGGUGGAGUUCGACACCCCGUCGGUCCUUCUGUCCAACGACAGCUCCCGGUUCUAUGCCAUGUUUGCUGCUACAGAGAACAAGAUUGCUGUCAAGGGCUAACUCCUCCUGCGCUGGCGUCUCUUUCCUUUGGAGCGUCGCCACUCCCUGCCUGGGGCAGGCCUCUUCCUGUCCUGCCGAAACCUUGCCUUUCCCGACUUGACCUUUCGCACAGCAGUUCAGGAUUGGCUUGUGUGUUUCACUUUUAGGGAGAGUCCUAUUUUGAUUAUUGUAUUUAUUCCAUAUUCAUGUAAACAAAAUUUAGUUUUUGUUCUUAAUUGCACUCUAAAAGGUUCAGGGAACCAUUAUUAUAAAUGUAUCAGAGGCCUAUAAAGAAGCUUUAUACGUGUAGCUAUAUCUCUAUAUAAUUCUGUACAUAGCCUAUAUUUACAGUGAAAAUGUAAGCUGUUUAUUUUAUAUUAAAAUAAGCACUGUACUAACAACAGUGCAGAUUCCUUUCUAUCGUUUUUGUACAGUUUGCUGCACUGGAGGUCUGUUUUUGCUCUUAGACGAUAGGAAGGGCAGCAUACUGUCCGCUAGCUGGUGGUUUCACGUGCCAGGUUUUCUGGGUGUCAGAAAAGGAAGGCGUGUGGCAAUGUGGGCCCCCCGGCGGCCCCCUCUGCCACCUCCCCACAAGCACUCGGACGGACGGGUGGCGAAGAGGGGCCCGCCAGCGGCCGAGCAGAGUGCCGUGAACUCUCAGGGCUCUUGCUUUCUGUCCCGGUGUCACCUCCCUGUGUCUGUCCGGAGAGCGGGGGGCAAAGCCCUGGCCCCCUUUUCACUCCCUCCGCCAGGAAUGAGAAUCACAGACACGGUCCUCGGUGAGAGGGAGUUUCUCUCCUGCCUUCCUCUUUUCGCUGUUGUUUUUAAAGGAGCAUCAAGUCUCUUCACAGAGUGUCCCACUGCCUCAGGUUCCUAACGCUGGCCACUGCACAGAGCUCUCCAGCUCCUAGACCUGUUGGCUCCAAACCCUGGAGCCGACCGCUGCUUUUUCCGGUGGUACUUUUCAUUUGCCUGGUCCCACACCUCCACAGUUCAGUGACAGGGUUCAGGGUUUUGUGGGUCUGUUUCCUUUUCUCACUGCAGUUGUCGCACAGUCUCUUUCUCUCUCCAAAGUCUGCGACUUUAAGCAGCUCUUGCUAAUCAGUGUCUCACACUGGUGUAGAAGUUUUUUGUACUGUAAAGAGACCUACCUCAGGUUGCUGAUUGCUGUGUGGUUCGGUGUGUUUCUGCAAACCCCCUUUGUGCCGUGGGGCCAGUAGCUCAGGUGGGCGUGGUCGCUGCUGUCAUCAGUUGAAUGGUCAGCGUUGCAUGUCGUGACCAACUAGACAUUCUGUCGCCUUAGCAUGUUUGCUGAACACCUUGUGGAAGCAAAAAUCUGAAAAAGUGAAUAAAAUUAUUUUGGAUUUUG
Molecule: messenger RNA, 7420 nt
Organism: Molossus molossus (Pallas's mastiff bat)
Lineage: Eukaryota; Metazoa; Chordata; Mammalia; Chiroptera; Molossidae
Gene: ABCC5
Product: ATP binding cassette subfamily C member 5
Exons: 26
Coding region: 2356-6072 (1238 amino acids)
Biological process (GO): transmembrane transport
Cellular component (GO): membrane
Molecular function (GO): ABC-type transporter activity; ATP hydrolysis activity; ATP binding
Source: RefSeq, a predicted model, not a curated record